CUGCUACGGCUGCUGCUGACGUCGACUGACUGCCCACUGCCGGCGACGACGACAUCAUCAUCAUCAUCAUCCUCAUCUCGGAAACUCUCAGUGCCAGACAAUUGCCAUAGCACAGCUCUUGGGCCGUCCGCGGGAUCGACACUGAGCACAUACAUCGCCUGCAGUCCGUAAUACAUACAUACGCCGCGAGCCCACAAUGCGAGCCGCCCACUGACAUGGCCACUCUCUCUCCCGACGUUCGCGAUUCCACUCUAAAGUCGCUCAAGCUGACGUGCCCCUCCGCCGAGGUGAUCCAAGACGCUUCGCCCGCCUCGUCCGCCGACAUGGCUACCUCCGACAAGGCCUACCCCUUCCAUGACGUAGGCGACGAGUGGUCCGACGAGGAAGUCCUGAUCCCCAGGCAGCGCCGCAAGACGCAGUCCAUCCCCCCAUUGCAGUUCGAAAAGAUCACUGCUACUUCUGCAGAGUCGUCUUCUGAGGAUUCUAGUUCGCCCUCGCCUAACCCCCAGCGCUUCCUCAGCGCAAAAGCCAGCCCCAAUGUGCCCCCCAAGAGCCCCUCGCGCCUGGGCACCUCGCGCGGAACCAGCCCGGAUGACCUGGUCCAGCGCUUCUACCAGCUCACCAAGGAGCGCGACGCCCUCCGCAAGGAGCUGCAGCGCAAGAGCAUGGGUUCGCACGUCCUGUCUGCACACAGCCCCAGGUCGCAAAAGUCGGAAGAGGACACGCUCAUUGAAGAGCUGCUCGCACUGCGCUAUGAAAUACGCCUGUGGAGCGAGGAAUACUUUACCGGCCCCAUCAAGUCUUCAAACAAGCGCCCGUACAUGCAAAGGGCGAAGAAGCUGUUUGGAAACCUCACAGACAACUACCACGUCUAUCUGAAGGAUCCCGACGAUCGCCCGCUUCUCAUACAAGCAUACGUGUGGAUGCGACUGCAACAAAAGAUUUUCAACAACUGGCAAAAGGGCAGUGGCUAUGUCUGGGCAGGCAAACUCGGCGACAAGAAAUUGCGCGACAUCAACGAUACAUUGCGACAGGCUGUCAAAAACGAAGCCGAAGCCCAAGAGUACCACCGAUGGCGCGCCCUCACCGUAAACCUCCUUGUCCCCCAAGUAGACGGCAAAUGGCGUCCUACUUUUGACGCAACACCUGUACUCAAACAAAUCUCCCGCUUCUGUAGCCGUAUGCGCCGCAAGCUGCGCCCAUGGGCUACACAGUCACUUCGUGCUGGAAAAGAACAAUUGGGCACCAUUGUCUCUGCAUCAGUAGCGCUAGAUCUCAAGAUGAAGCGCCAGCUCGCCGACUACCGCUUCGUCACCUUUACUGGCGGUAAGAAAGACCAGUAUUGGGGCUACGGCUACUACGAUAGCGAAAUGGAAGACGUGUUUGAAGACGACGAUGACGAUGACGGAAACGGUGGCUAUGGCAGUAGCAGCCCCCGCGGCCGAAGAGUAGAAUUGGCACUUGCCCCUGCGCUGGAAAGGUGUGGAAAUGCCAAUGGCCAUGUCUUUGACCAGAACUUCAUGAUGGUCAAAGCCGACGUGACGUGCAAGAGGCUGGAGAAGCAAAAGAAGCAGCAGCCCAGACCAAGAGGCGGCGGCAGUACAGUCGGUGGAAGAGGUGGGAAAAAAGGUUUCUGGGGGAAAUAGAGCAGUUUUUGCUCUCCUCAUUAUCCCUCGUCCAUCCGUCUCUGCUCACACGUCCGCAAGUCCGAUCCAAGCCCAGUUUAGAAUUCCCCUCAACAUUUUGCAUCUUUUGUUCUUGUUCAUCACCAUCAUCCCCUCAGCAUCUUGCAUCCUUUCUUUCUUUCUUUCUCCCCUUGUUCAUUUGCCAUCACAAUCCCCUACUACAUCUUGUGCGUGCAAAAGCAUUCUGUUCUAUUGCAUAUGCAU
Molecule: messenger RNA, 1889 nt
Organism: Exserohilum turcica Et28A
Lineage: Eukaryota; Fungi; Ascomycota; Dothideomycetes; Pleosporales; Pleosporaceae
Exons: 3
Coding region: 216-1646 (476 amino acids)
Source: RefSeq, a predicted model, not a curated record